Molecule: messenger RNA, 1446 nt
Organism: Helianthus annuus (common sunflower)
Lineage: Eukaryota; Viridiplantae; Streptophyta; Magnoliopsida; Asterales; Asteraceae
Exons: 3
Coding region: 1-1446 (481 amino acids)
Biological process (GO): DNA integration
Molecular function (GO): RNA-DNA hybrid ribonuclease activity; nucleic acid binding
Source: RefSeq, a predicted model, not a curated record
AUGGAACUAGGUGAACAUAACAUCACCUAUGUCCCAUUUAAAGCCAUCAAAGCUCAAGUUUUGGCUGAUUUCAUUGUAGAAGUCCCAAAGCAAACAAUCACUGAAGUAAACACAGCUGCCACUGACCCUCAGACCUUGAAGCCUGGAAGCUUUUUACUGAUGGGGCUUCAAGCGUUGAAGACCACCAACAACGAAGCUGAAUACGAAGCGCUGAUAGCCGGCUUGAGGUUGGCUAAAGAAAUGAAGUUUGAAAAGCUUGAAGUCUUCACAGACUCGUUGCUAGUGUCAAGUCAAGUGAACGACAGUUAUGUUGCAAAAGAGCCAAAUAUGAAGAAAUACAAGGAAAAAUCCAAGGAGUUGAUGAACACCUUCCAAAUGUGUACCAUCAAACAAAUUCCCAGGUCUCAAAAUAAGAAAGUUGAUGCUCUAAGCAAAUUAGCUUCUCUCACCUUUGCCCACCUCACUAAAAAGGUGUUGGUAGAAGUGUUGAAAACUCCAUCAAUCGAAGAGUUGGAAGUUCAAGACGUAAUCACCGAAGAAGGUCCCAAUUGGAUGACUCCAAUCAAGAAAUUCCUUAAAAAUGGUGAAUUACCUGCUGAUCAAAUAGAGGCUGAAAGGGUUAAAAUCAAGUCUAGGCAAUACGUGUUGCAAGGCGAAAUCCUCUACAAGAAGGGUUACCUUGCACCCUUGCUAAGAUGUGUUGGUCCCGAACAGAGCCAGUAUUUGGUCAAAGAGGUUCAUGAAGUCCCAAAGAAUCCCAAGCAUGAUCUUGUCCCAAUAACCUCAGCAUGGCCAUUUUAUAAAUGGGGAAUGGACAUCGUUGGCCCAUUCCCGCCAGCCAAAGGUGGAGUGAAGUUCUUGUUGGUGGCCAUAGAUUACUUCACCAAGUGGCCUGAGGUUAAACCACUUGCAAAAAUCACGAGCAAACAGAUCAUUGAUUUCGUUUGGGAAAACAUCAUUUGUCGUUAUGGAUUACCGGGAGUGCUUGUCACCGACAAUGGAAAGCAAUUUGCUGAGAAGCCUUUUAGCAUUUGGUGCAAAGAAUACAAAAUCACUCAGGUUUUCAGCUCAGUGGCAUAUCCACAGUUAAACGGUCAGGUUGAAAGGAUGAAUCGAAGUGUAGUUGAAGGGAUCAAAGCCAGAUUGGGAAGGUAUGAAAACAAUUGGCUUGAAGAAUUGCCAAGUAUUCUAUGGGCCAUAAGAACAACCGAAAAAACAAGACACAAAAGAACACCCUAUAGCUUGGUAUUUGGAUCUGAAGCCGUGAUUCCAGCUGAAAUAGGAGUUGUAACCAGAACGAACCAUCAACAUGGAUCCCGAAAUAAACCAAAAAGGGACCAUGUUGAACUUACAACUCCUAGAGGAAGCACGGGACCAAGCUGCAAUUCAAGAGGCCAAGUACAAACAACAAAUGGAAGCUUACUACAACAAAAGAGUCAAGAAUGA